Malaya genurostris is the source of this 3581-nucleotide messenger RNA. It is a transcript of the gene wfs1, whose product is annotated as wolframin. Gene Ontology annotation, molecular function: protein binding. Lineage: Eukaryota; Metazoa; Arthropoda; Insecta; Diptera; Culicidae. Bases 160 to 2859 code for a protein of 899 amino acids. Gene Ontology annotation, biological process: calcium ion homeostasis; endoplasmic reticulum unfolded protein response. Gene Ontology annotation, cellular component: endoplasmic reticulum membrane. The transcript has 4 exons. The record is from RefSeq and is a predicted model, not a curated record.
GUUUGUUGUGUAACAAUCGAGAAAUUCUAUCUGGUCGCUCUGCCGAUGUUUUCUUUUCUCGUUGUCAAAAUUAAAAACAGUGUUCGUCUUGGUGUUCGUUCCCUUUUGGUUUCGUAGUUGAUACGAUAUCAUUACAAAAUUGCAUAGAUUUUAUGGAAGAUGGCCAGCUGGGCUAAUCGUCCUCCAGUUGGGAACGGAUCCAAUGCAGCUUCCAACAGAAAAAAAUGGAACAUCGCUGAUAAAAAUUCUCUGCGUAACUUGAUGUACCAUUUUGCAGAAGAUGGUUGUCCAGAAACCCAAUACACACUGGCCAAACAGAUUUUGGAGAAGACUGAAGAAGUGGAUCCCCCGCAUAAUCAUGCUCAGGGAGUACACUGGUUGCUACGAGCGGCCCAACAAGGUCACGAGCAAGCAAUCGAGAUGCUUAACGAAUGCUAUCAGACGGGACGAGGUAUAAACGGGUCGAACGAAGAGGACGUUCGAACCUGUUUGGCAAUGAGUGCCGGUGAAAGGUCUGCUAGACGGGCUGCACAAGAAUUAUUCGCUUCACUGUCCAACGGUGAAGAAUAUGUCACGGCUGCUCAGUUGGAAAAACGUAUGAGAGAGAUUUACAGGCUGGACAAAAAAAGACGAAGAUCCCGGCCAGAUGGUGCUGAAGCGGGUGAAAUCGGCCUGGAAGCGAGUCCUGAUAGAAAUGGAUCUCCCAGUGUCAGUAGACUGAAUCGUAGAUCUGGACAAUUCCAACAGAUGAAUCACAUUUCGGAAGCCAACCUGAUGUCGGCUGCGGUUAACUAUUCGAAUGGAAGAUUGCCUUUUAUGAGCAAUUGCAUGACGCUGUCUAUUCCCAAUCCUCAGAGUUUAGAUCACAUACCUUGCUUUCAUAGGCCUUUUUUUCAUCCCAUAAUGUUCUUUUCGCUCCUAUACCACCGACUUCUAGCAAUGAUGGCUUCCUUUCCCGGAUCUGGGAUUUCCGGCAUUCAAAUGAUUCUAAUGUUGAUUGCCUACUCAUUCUUUGCCAUGGAAAAUCUCCUUACUUUAGUUCCAGUAGGAGCAUACUACGUCAGUCUGAUCGUGAUGGUUCUGUGCAGUUUUAAAAUGUUGAAAUGUAAACACGAAUUUAUUGAUUUCCGAAUGUGGUCGGGAUUGUUUCUUCGAUACGGCGAUGAACAUCUCAACACGGAUGAUUCAGAGAACCAGUACCUUCGUAACAACCUUCGGCCGUAUUUGUAUUUUUUCGUGGCAUUCUUUAUUAACGUCAUGCUUCAUCCAAACAUCAACGACCAGUGGUUGCCAUUUUCAGAAAUUACGGUUGUUGCCUUCGUACUCACGUUUAUCACGAUGGUGGCGUUCAUGUACACGUCCUCGGAUCCUUUCCCCGAUUAUAUGAUUCUUUUCUCCUUUGGGCUAAACGUGUUAGCCAAAUAUCCGUACGAGAUGGAUUCAGUUGUCACAACCGGAUGGCGUUUUCUGGAUCUGAAAGUGCCGGCUUUUUCAACGUUUGUCAUUGGAAAUGGAAUUGAGUUUUGUCUGAAUUGCCGCGCCCUACUGUACCUGAUUAUACCGGCAUUCCUAACGUUAAUUGCCCGGCGGCGCCGUUGGCGAGGAGUGUAUCAGUACUUGAUCCCUCACUGCGUAACACUGGCUUGGUUGCAAAUUUGCAUCAUUAGUUCACAAUCGGCCACUAUGUUCGGAUUGGCUCGUGGUGCGCUAGGUCUAUCAGGCCUUCUACUGUUCCUGCCGCUGUUUGGUAUUGUGACAUUGCUGAUUCCAGUGUUCGCUACAAUCGAAUUGCUAUCGUUAACAGAUUCUACCGUUCGGCUGUGGUCCUCUAUCAGUGCCGCGAUAAUCGCCAUCCUGAUUUCCUUCUAUAUGGCUGCAUCUCGUCGAACCGAGAAAUAUAUCACAUUUCUCCAGAUCGCUAUUUGUCUUAUUGCGACGGUAUGUCUGACAUUGCCCCAUAUGAUGUCAAACUUCGAAACCCUGCAUACGUCAGAAACCGCUGAACUGUAUCAAUCGAGUACUGUAAGACCGCAAUCGAAGGACCAAUCAAUGCCACCGAACAGCCUCAGCUGGGAAUCUUAUUACAGAUUUUGUCAUCAACCGGCGUGGGAUCGUCUAGGCAAUAAAAUUCAUACUCAGCUGAGAUGCGCCCAUCUGGAUGGAACUGUGGUUCGUUGGGAGGGAAGCGUGUUCGACUUGGAAAUCAUCAGUCGACGUAAUUUGCGAGCGGAUUUGAUACACAGUUAUCUUCCUAAGAUGCUGGCUGAUCGCAUUGCUUGCUUCUAUGGAGAGAGAGUGGAACCAACCUGCGGACCCACCGAGGAAAAACAACACUGUGAAGAGAUGAAGAAUUUCAUGCAACAACAAGUGCGUUGUCAUCUGGAUAAAUGGAAUACGUACGAGUACGAAAUAAAAGUUCGCAUGCCUACGGUGGGACUACUGGCGAAGCCCAUUGAAGUGACGCUACGAGCGCAGCACGCGUUUGGCAACUUCACCCAGAAUUUGAACAACAGUGAUCGCAUCUGGUUUAUCGGUAUCUUGCGCAACUUUUUGCACUCGGGUGCUAGUGCGACAACGUCGGCACCUAUGGAUUCCCCAGCUGACAGUGAGUUUGAUAAUCUGCAGUUCGAUUUAGGGGGAACCGCCGGUGGACGAUCCGAUCGUAGUAAUAUGCGACUGGGACGAAAAAAUCCCUUAGUGGAGCUUCACUCAUUGGGUUGUAUUCGCUGUCAGAAUUCAGAGCUGACCUCAAUUCAUAUCACUGACAGAUUGAAAGUAAACGCUCGGAUGCGUGAUUUGUUGCGGGGAAUAAAAUAUCUGCUGAAUGUGAUUUUCAAUCCGCUGGUGAUCUUCAAAUAGAAAAUGUCAACCCGUUCAGUUUGAGUAUUCGGUUAUGCCUCAACAACCGCAAUUAAUGAAUUAUUUUAAUUAUUGAUCAUUUUUAUGUUUGCUAGUAUUUAAUUAUUGUACAUGAUGCAUUUAGUAAGAGAGAUAAAUGAAUAAGUCGUUGUGAAAUUGUUACUAACAUAACGGAGCAUACGUCUCGUUUGGCGAAUAACGGAUAGGGACUUGCCUUAGAAUUAUAUCUGCUGUUAACUGUAAAUAUAAAUCAUUCUAGGAUAAUGGACUUUUAUUUGGAUAAGGAAAAGAUUCCUUUGGACUUGUAACUGAGAAUUCAUGUGUUGGUGUAAACACAAUUUAAAUCACUCAACAAUCCUCAAAAAAUUCUGUUGGAUUUUGAAACAGUCUUUCGGAGUUAUUGCAUUAUUACGGUGAGAGCAACAUUCAUCUGCAAGCUAUGGAUACAUCGUAUUGCUAGCUGCCUCGAAAAGAGAAUUUUGGAAAUUCCUCAUAAACAAAUUCGCAGUGUUAAAAUCAAGCUGAUUAAUGAAAUAAAAUGUUGAGUUAAAAUAUAUUAUUUAUUUCUAAAAAAAGGGGGAUCGAAUAAUUUCCGCUAAACGCUGCGAAGUAACUUUUUCUGCACACACUUAUGUUGUGGUUGCUGCUGUUAAUUGCGUUUUUGGCGUUGUUUUUGUGUGUGUAGAUUCGAGAAUACUGACGAUUAAGGAUGUCAAUCCUCU